Messenger RNA from Haliotis rufescens (red abalone), 1916 nucleotides. Its product is annotated as beta-1,3-galactosyl-O-glycosyl-glycoprotein beta-1,6-N-acetylglucosaminyltransferase-like. Gene Ontology annotation, molecular function: acetylglucosaminyltransferase activity. The transcript is spliced from 4 exons. Gene Ontology annotation, cellular component: membrane. Lineage: Eukaryota; Metazoa; Mollusca; Gastropoda; Lepetellida; Haliotidae. The record is from RefSeq and is a predicted model, not a curated record. Bases 322 to 1791 code for a protein of 489 amino acids.
GCGGAGACGGCACAGACGCACAUGUUCACGGGGGGGACGUUGCAGUUAGGCGUGUUGUGAUCGGGGGGAUAGACGCCGCUGUUCUUUGACCGCAGGGUUUGAAUGAUGACCCCGCGAAGUGGUCAGAUGGUCAGUUUGGCCUUUGGUUGGCUUGGAAACGCCGGGAUUAAAUGGAACCAAGGAAUCGUACUUGCGAUGGGAAGAUUGUGUUUCUGAAAUCGUUAUACACUCGGAGGAACGAAGAAGGACUUGUCUAGUUCGGAGUUUUGAGUGGAUCACGAAAUGACACAAAAACCGGCUUCUUUGAAGAUGUAAUCCAAUAUGGCCGCCCUAUCCGCCAUCGUGAAACAGAGUCCGGUCUUCAAGUACGUUCUUCCGUGUCUGUUCAUCAGUUUGUUUGGCCUCUUGUAUUAUGUUGUGGUGUACACGAAGCUGGACCUCACAAUCCUUGUGCCAUCCAAGUCAUCUUUUGGAAAGCUUCAGUUCAUCACCAAUGGAUUUACAUUCUCCAACCAAUCGUUACAUCUCUACGGAUCUUAUAUAUCGAGAGACGGAAGCGUGGCCUCGCAUAACGAGACGUAUAUCAGUCUAGAUGGUAAUAUGAUUGAAGGUAUUCGAUCUCGGUACAUAACUGCCAAGCAAAUAGAAUUCGAACGCAUGUGUCCUAAAAUUCACGUGACGUCGGUGAGCUGUAGUGCCUUAUUUGACGGCGAUGUUGUUGAGACGGAAAGGGUUAAAGCUGUCAUGGAAAAUCAGACUCGACAGCAGAAGCCAGCUGAGUUGUACAUAGAAUUAACCCAAAACUGUGAUACGUUUAAACGGAAGAGAGGAUACGUUACGAAAACGCUUACGGAGGAAGAGAAGCACUUCCCGUUGGCCUUCACCUUGCUAAUGUUCAAGGACGUGGAGCAAGUUGAUCGUCUCCUACGCGCCGUCUACCGGCCGCAGAAUUAUUACUGUGUUCAUGUGGACAGUAAAGCGGAAGCGAAGGUCAAGGAUGCCAUGCGUGGAAUUGUGGGAUGUUUUAAUAAUGUUUUCUUUUCGUCACGGUUUGUGGAUGUUCAAUGGGGAACAUACUCCGUGCUGGAACCAGAACUUAUAUGCAUGGAGGAAUUAUGGAAAUAUAAAAAGUGGAAAUAUUUUAUUAAUUUAACCGGACAAGAGUUCCCACUGAAGACAAACUUUGAACUCGUCAAAAUAUUGAAGGCGUACAAUGGAGCCAAUGACCUUGAAGGAACUGUUAAAAGAGCUAACACAGGGAGAUUCCAAAAGGCCGGGGACCCCCCUCAUGGCAUCACACCGGUCAAGGGCUCCGUGCACAUCGUGGUCAACAGGGGGUUUGUGGACUACGUUCUGCACAACAAGACGGCCCAGGACUUUCUGUCGUGGGUGAAAAAAGUCGAAGUACCCGACGAGACGUUUUUCACAUCGCUCAAUCACAACGCUCAUCUUCGUGUACCAGGGGCAUAUUUAGGGAACCCAGAAACAGACCGAGUGAUAAAACCAUUCCUUGCACGGUUUAAAAAUUGGGGCAACGAGCCUUUUGAUUGGCCGUGUGAAGGACAACGCGUGCGCCUUAUUUGCAUAUUUGGAAUCGGUGACCUUCCGUUAUUGAGGUCACGGCCAGAGUUGUUUACGAACAAGUUCUACUGGGACUACCAACCCUAUGCCUUAGAUUGCAUGGAGGAGCUUCAUUAUAACAGAACGAGGGACGAGUAUCUAGGACGGCGGUCUUUUGAUGACUCCUACUACAAGACCCUGUCUUUUGUGAAAAACAAAGUACCUCUUUAACUCCAAAAAAACUGUGGCCACGUCGUCUCAGGCGCCGCGAUUCGCUGUGCAGAGUUGCGUCCCUUUGGCACGCCAGAAACCUAUGAUUGUGGGUUCGAAUCCCGGUUCGCCCCGAUUAUGUUUCU